UGUCAGUAGGAAAUGCAGGCGGCUGGUGCUGGAUGUGCCCCUGCCGCUCUGCUUGGACAAAUUAAACAAAGAAAGUCCUUUUUGUUUCAAAAUGAAAGCUUUUACCAGGACGGUAGCUUAAUUUAGGCGAGAAUGAUCGAAGCAAGUCCGAAAUAACGGAGACGCAGCAGAAACAGAAACACUAUCGGCGCUGAUGCUAAAUGAAGCUAACUUAGCUAGCAGGUAACUUAGCUAGCUAGCUCGCCGACUGCAGGACGUUUUCUCUUCCAGGUCCUCACCCUGCUCCGCGGUCCCUGCCCUCAGUCUCGCCAUUUCUUUUUCUUUUUUUUUCGUGUUUUCAUUUCACGGAGGAGGUUGCGGAACCGGAGCUGUGGCGGGGGGACGCGCGGGGAGGAACCCCCUGGCUUCCCAGGCGGACGGACCGCAGUGACACGCCGGCCGUGGGAGAGAUCACAGUGGAACCAUGGCCGAACUUUACACCCUAUCCCCAUCGCCACCUGCAUUGGGUGAUCCCCAUGCAGCUCCAUCCAUCCCUCCGUCCUCAUCAGCUCUUCCUGCUCCCAACAGUCCCACACAAGAGUCCACCACCAGGGAGAUGCCCCUACCCAAGUCUUCCCUCUACAAUGACAAGGCUUUGACUGGAAACAACGCUUCAGGGGGUUCAACCUCGACUCCUCCUCCGCCCUUGAGUCCAAAACCUGCUGCUCAGAACCCCCUCCCAUCAUUGGUACACGAGGCUGCUCCACAGAAAGAGGAAUCAGCCGGGAAAGAUGCAGAGACUGGAGCUCAAGUUAUCAAACAGGAGACAAAGACCAAUGAUCCAGCUGCUGAUACAGAGACCCCAGCACUGUCAAAUGAGCCGUCAGCUCAGAGCGAAGUGCCACAGGCGUCCCCUUCUCCUGAUCUUAAUCCUGGUCCUAAUCUCUACCCCAACGUACACGUCACCCACAACCCAAAUCCCGUCAUCGAUGAGGGUCAACUCACAGCGAGCCAACCGCAAACUUCUGCUUGUCCUGACGUGACACCUGUUCCUCCAGCAUCCACCCACGCUGCAGCUACGGCAGCAGCUGAAGAGGAGAAACCUCAGCCAUCCCAACAAGCACAAAACCCUCAAAGUCAAGAUCCUCCUCUGUCCCCAAAGCCCGAACCUCCCAGCACUCCCACCAGGGUCGAACACCACAGCCCUACUGUCCCGUUGAUUCACGAGCCAGCCUUCGUCCUCCCGCUGCCCAACCCCAACCGCCGGCCAGCCCCGGACACCCUCAGCUACCUGGAGUCAGCCAGCCUGAUGUCGGGGACGUUGGAGUCUCUGUCUGGGCUCGGAGAGGACGGAAGCUCUGUGGGCUCAGACUCGGAGAUCAAUGGCAUGUCUGUCAGACGCACUGAUAAAUAUGGCUUCCUGGGUGGGAAUCAGUACAGCGAAGGCAGCGAGAAGGAAGUUCGAGUUGAAGUGGCCAGACAGAGGGAGAUGAAAUGGCUUGAUAUGUUUAACAACUGGGAUAAGUGGGUCAAACAUCGCUUCCAGAAGGUGAAAUUGCGCUGCAGGAAGGGGAUCCCGUCGUCUCUCAGGUCCAAAGCCUGGCAGCUGCUGUCCAACAGUCAAGAGCUCCUAGAUAACAACUGUGGGAAGUUUGAGGAGCUGGAGAGAGAACCAGGGGAAGCUAAAUGGUUGGACAUCAUAGAGAAGGAUCUACACAGACAGUUCCCCUUCCAUGAGAUGUUUGCUGCUCGCGGCGGCCACGGGCAACAGGAUCUGUUCCGGAUCCUGAAGGCCUACACCGUCUACCGGCCUGACGAGGGCUACUGCCAGGCUCAGGCUCCGGUGGCUGCGGUGCUGCUCAUGCAUAUGCCUGCUGAGCAAGCAUUUUGGUGCCUCGUGCAGAUAUGUGAGAAGUUUCUUCCCGGUUACUACAGCGCAGGACUGGAAGCAAUCCAGCUGGAUGGCGAGAUCUUCUUCUCCCUGUUGCGGCGUACGUGUCCCAUGGCUUACCGUCAUCUCAAGAAGUUCAAGAUCGACCCGAUUCUCUACAUGACCGAGUGGUUCAUGUGUAUCUUCUCUCGCACCUUACCGUGGUCCUGUGUGCUGCGUGUGUGGGACAUGUUCUUCUGUGAAGGAGUGAAGAUAGUGUUUCGUGUGGGCCUGGUGCUGCUGAAACAGAUGCUCGGCUCUGUGGAUAAGCUUCGGGAACUACAGGGCAUGUAUGAAACCAUGGAGCGUCUGAGGAACAUCUCACCCGAGAGUAUCAGAGAGGACGCGUUGGUACAGGAGAUCAUUACGCUCCCGGUGACAGAGUCACUCAUAGAGAGGGAGUGCAACAUCCAGGUGAGGAAGUGGAGGGAGUCCAGAGGGGAGCUGACGCACCAGCCGGGCCGCCGCCUCCACGGUACGAGGGACAUCUACGAGUACAAACGCCGCGCCGCCUCCAUCAGCUCCGGCGGUAGUUUCUCCUUCCUGGGGAGCUCGAUCCCUCCGCCGGGACCCCUCAGGGCCUCCUCCAGCCUGCUCUCGCUCCCCGGCUUCCGCAAGUCCAAGUCUCCUUUCCACUCCCAAGCCAAGAAGGGCUCCUUCUCAGGGCCUUCGGGAAGAGAUUCGCCACCUGUUAACCUAUCAUCCAGCCCGUUCCACGCCCCCAUGCAUAAACCACCCAUUCCUCCGGGGGCAGGUCAGAGGGCGCCUGCACCCCACACUCAGAGCCCCCUAGUCGUGAGUGGCCCGUCACACGACGCCUCAGCGCCGCCGAGUGCUUCAGCUCAAAGCACAUCGCCACCCAACACUCUAUCUCCCUCCCCGAGGGUCGUCUCCGAGCAAGUCACCCCUUCCAUCCCCUCUCCGACCGCAAACAACGCCCCUCUGCCGCCGUGUCCGGAUCCAAAGAAAGAAGCGGCGGUGGCGGCGGCGGCACCCGAGGCCGCCACGACCGGAGGAGAGGAAGAGGUAAAGAAAAAGAAGAAAAGCAAAGAAGACAAGAAGAAGGAGAAGGAGGACGAGAAGAAGAAACUGAAGGAAAAGAAGGAAAAGGAAAAGGCUGAGAAAGAGAGGCUCAGGAAGGAGAAAGAGAGGCUAGAAAAAGAGAAGAAGAAAGGGGGGAAGAAAAAGGACAAAGGGGGAGGAGGAGGAGAGGCCGAGGACAAAAACGGAGCCGCAGCAGCAAGAGAUUCGGCCUAGUUUUCCCACCCCGUCAUUCCAGGAUAAUGAAAAGGGACACUGAACAAAAAAAGAGGUCAGGGGAACAAAGACCCCCAGAAACAGAGCGAUUAAUAGAGGAGAAAAAAAAAAAAAAAUGGGAUGGCUUCCUGUAUAAUGCAUCAUUUUGAAGACUUAAUGUAGUCCCAGGACUAUCGUGGAGAAAACUGGAUCAUGGUUUUAAUAGCACCUCGGGGGGCUUUUUUUUUGCCCCGUCGCUCAACGCUUUCUUUUUUUUCACCGAGUUUUUAGUAAAAAAAGAUGGGACAACAUUUUUUUUUUUUUU
This is a messenger RNA of Thunnus maccoyii (southern bluefin tuna), 3470 nucleotides long. Its product is annotated as TBC1 domain family member 10A-like. The coding region runs from base 464 to 3166 and encodes 900 amino acids. NCBI's taxonomy places the organism in Eukaryota, Metazoa, Chordata, Actinopteri, Scombriformes, Scombridae. The transcript is spliced from 10 exons. The record is from RefSeq and is a predicted model, not a curated record.